AUGUCGAACGUCAAGGACAUGCACAUCUGCAUUGCCGGCUCAGGUAUGCCAUCAUCUCACCCUUCCUCAAAAACACCCACUGACAAGCAAAUAGGCAUGGGCGGCCUCGCAUGCGCCCUCUCCCUCGCCCGUCAAGGCUUCACUAAGAUCUCCGUCUAUGAAUACGCCUCCUCUCUCGGAUUCGUGGGUGCAGGCAUCCAACUAGCUCCCAACAUGGCACGUAUCCUCGACCGCUUGAACGUGUGGGCACCCAUCCAGAAAGAAGCUGUGGAUCUCAAGGACACUUCCAUUCGUCAGGGGUCCAGUGAUGCCGAAUUGGCCAAUGUGCAGUUGGGCUAUGUCAAGGAAAUGUAUGGGUACCCGCACAUGGUGGGCCAUCGCUCGUCUCUGGCGGGAGAAAUGUACAAUGGGUGUAAAGAGGAGAAUGCGGCAAUCACCUUCCACUUUUCGCACUCUGUGCAAAAAGUACACUCUUGGACCCCAAAAGUCAAGUUUGAAGUCAAGCCCAGAGAUGGCGAGGCCUUUGACGUGGAAUGCGAUAUUCUUCUCGGCGCCGACGGUGUAAAAUCCGACAUCCGCGAUCAAAUGCUCGCUCUCCUCAACAUUGAUGCCAAAGUCGUGGAUUCGGGACAGGCAGCCUACAGAAUCAUGCUCAAGAGAGAAGACAUGGCCCACGAUCCCGAACUCCUCGAACUUAUCGAUGCAGAGAGAGCAACACGAUGGAUCGGAGAACGACGCCACAUCAUCGCUUACCCGGUCUCCAACAACACAAUUUACAACCUCAGUACCGCACAGCCAGACGUCAAUUUCGCUGCUGCACCAUCAGCCACCUACACCACCAAAGGCAGCAAAAAGGAAAUGCUGGAUGUAUACUCUGAUUUCUGCCCCAAGAUCCAGAAAAUGCUGAAUAUGGUGCCCGAAGGCGAGGUUUGCGAGUGGAAGCUGAGAGUGCAUGCGCCGUUGCCGACUUGGGUGCAUGGAAACAUGGCGCUGGUGGGGGAUGCCUGUCAUCCCACUCUGCCACACAUGGCACAAGGAGCUGCACAAGCGAUAGAAGACGGAGCCGUGUUGGGAGUCGUGUUGAGCAAGUUGCCUGAUACGAGUGCGGAGAGCAUCAACAAGGCCCUCAAGGUUUAUCAAGAGUUGAGAAAGAACAGAGCAGAAGGUAUUGUUGCAUUGGCAGCAGCAAAUGGAAGAGAGAUGCAUUUGGGCGAUGGAGCGGCCAAGGAGGCUAGAGAUGCGGCGUUCAAGGCUAUCAGAGAUGGGACAGAGGGGGCCAAGGUGCCGGAUAGGUGGGCGGACGCUGAUGUGCAGAAGAUGGUCUAUGGGUAUGAUUGUUGGAACGAUGCCGAGCAGCAGUUUGAGACGUUGUUCGCCGCUGCUUGA
Molecule: messenger RNA, 1386 nt
Organism: Aureobasidium uvarum
Lineage: Eukaryota; Fungi; Ascomycota; Dothideomycetes; Dothideales; Saccotheciaceae
Source: the annotation of a GenBank genome assembly